CGACCAACCCUCAAUCACUUGGUUUUUUUCCUAUUCACUGAUCUCUCUCACGUUUCCUCUCGGACCGCCGGUCGUCGUCGACUCUGAGUUCCCGGCCGCACGUCCAGGCGGUACCGCUCCAAAGUUGGUCUUUCAUCUUCGCAGAACCACACUAAGAGACCAAGCAGCUCAGCCACAACUCAGGGUUUUCAACUGCGAAUAGCCCGCCAAUUUGUUUUUACAGGUCUAGUCCAAAAAUUGCAAGGUUACCAAGUUAUAGAUAAGUCACUGCGGUCAACCAUUUCAUUUGAAAACUAGUCAUCUGUAAUGGAAAAAGUGGACUCUGCUGUUGGAGUUGUUCUUUCUGAAGAUGGGAUAUCAGAGAGAGCCAAUAGUAAUAAUGGAAUAACAGACAAACCUUCAUCUAUAGCUCAGAGCGAUAUCGUGGAGAAAGUUGAUGUUUUGACCCUGGAGGAGCCAACAGAAGCUGCAAAGAAGAAGAAGAAGAACAAAAAUAAGAAGAAAAAGGAAAAACCACAACAAACAGAUCCACCGACUGUUCCGGUAGUAGAACUUUUUCCUUCUGGCGAGUUUCCAGAGGGUGAAAUUCAACAAUACAAAGAUGAUAACCUGUGGCGUACUAUGUCUGAAGAAAAAAGGGAAUUAGAACGCCAGGGAAGACCAAUUUAUAAUUCACUUCGACAAGCAGCAGAAGUUCAUCGUCAGGUCCGGAAACAUAUUAAACAAAUUCUGAAGCCUGGGAUGCUGAUGAUUGACAUAUGCGAAACCUUGGAGAAUACAGUUCGUAAACUAAUAUCAGAAAAUGGACUCCAAGCUGGCAUUGCGUUCCCCACUGGGUGUUCACUGAAUUGGGUUGCAGCCCAUUGGACUCCAAAUUCUGGAGACCAAACUGUGCUUCAAUAUGAUGAUGUCAUGAAAUUGGAUUUUGGAACACACAUUGAUGGUCGCAUAGUAGACUGUGCAUUUACUGUGGCUUUCAAUCCCAUGUUUGAUCCACUGCUUGAAGCCUCACGGGAAGCCACCAACACAGGGAUCAAGGAAGCAGGCGUGGAUGUUCGCCUAUGUGAUGUUGGUGCUGCCAUUCAGGAAGUCAUGGAGUCAUAUGAAGUUGAAAUUAAUGGAAAAGUCUUCCAAGUUAAAAGUGUCCGGAAUUUGAAUGGGCACAGCAUUGGGCAAUAUCAAAUCCAUGCUGGUAAAUCUGUCCCGAUUGUGAAAGGAGGAGAGCAAACUAAGAUGGAAGAGGGUGAAUUUUAUGCAAUUGAAACAUUUGCGUCUACAGGGAAGGGAUAUGUGAGAGAAGAUCUUGAGUGCAGUCAUUAUAUGAAGAAUUUUGAUAUUGGCCACGUCCCAUUGCGGCUGCCAAGAGCAAAGCAAUUACUAGCAACCAUAAAUAAGAACUUCUCCACCCUGGCUUUCUGUAGACGCUAUCUUGACCGCCUUGGUGAAACUAAGUAUCUCAUGGCGCUCAAGAAUUUGUGUGAUGCUGGUAUUGUCCAGCCAUAUCCUCCUCUGUGUGAUGUUAAGGGAAGCUAUGUAUCUCAAUUUGAGCAUACCAUUUUACUUCGUCCAACUUGCAAAGAGGUGGUUUCCAGGGGUGAUGACUAUUGAUUUUGAGAUAUAUACAUCCUUUUUUGCAUGUUUCAGAGUUCUUGUAUGCUCGAUAUUUGAUACUAAUCAAGAGAAUAGCUAUAAGUACUAUUAUUUACUUUUUCUCAACUCAACGGUCCUGCUGUUAUAAAUAUAAAACCUUCAUUUCUAAUCGAAUCAAAAUUGGGAUUCAUGGUGUGUUUUGUUGAGCUUUAGAUAGUAAAUUA
This is a messenger RNA of Cuscuta europaea, 1814 nucleotides long. The record is from the annotation of a GenBank genome assembly. Lineage: Eukaryota; Viridiplantae; Streptophyta; Magnoliopsida; Solanales; Convolvulaceae.